Cladocopium goreaui is the source of this 1007-nucleotide messenger RNA. Lineage: Eukaryota; Dinophyceae; Suessiales; Symbiodiniaceae. The record is from the annotation of a GenBank genome assembly.
AGUUCGCUUGUUGGCUCCAUUUGAUUGUUCCUGGGUGACGGCCAUCCAGGGAGCAUGAGCCAGCAUAUCCUGGUAACUGGUGGAAACACGGGCAUCGGCCUUGCAUUGUGCAAGCAGCUGACUUAUGACUAUGGCUGUCAUGUUUACUUGUGCUCCAGAUCAUUAGAGAAGGGAACAGCAGCUGUGAAGAGCAUUGUGGAUGGUAAACCGGCAUCCUGCAAGGGCCAAUGUGAAGUCGUGCAGUUGGACACCUCCUCAGAUGAAUCGGUGGUGUCUGCAGUGGCGGAUGUGAAAGCUCGCUUGGCAGAGGGCGCGCAGCUCUAUGCCAUCGUGAACAAUGCAGGAACCGGACUUGGCCAUGGUGCGACCCCGGAUGUGGUGAUGAACACCAACCUCUUUGGACCGAAACGAGUCAUUGAGGGCUUCAUGCCUUUGCUUAGCAAGUCUGGCCGCAUUGUGAAUGUCGGCUCCGGUGCCGGCCCGAUGUAUGUUGCCAGGUGCUCCUCAGACGUGAAGAAGAUGCUUUGCAACCCAGAUAUCUCUUGGGAGCAGAUCGCAGAACAUGCCAAGUCAGGACUGGGCUCUUCAGCGGACGGCAUGGGUGGCUACGGCUUGUCGAAAGCCUUGUUGAGCUGCUACACCAUGCUGCUGGCCAAGCAGCAUCCUGAGCUCUUGAUAAGCUGCUUGAGUCCGGGAUUCAUUGAGACGAGUAUGACCAAGGGCAUGGGAGCUUCCAAGUCGCCUGAAGAGGGGACGGUGUCAAUUAGACAUUGCCUCUUUGAAAAGCUGGAUGGAAACGGAUGGUUUUAUGGAUCCGAUGCACUGAGAUCUCCUUUGCAUUUCUUGAGAAACCCCGGUGAACCUCCUUACAAGGGAGAACCGGUGGAAUAAGUGAUGUAGUUAGGAUGUGGGAAUUGUAGGGAUGUGGGACAUAGUCAGACAUAGGUUUUGGACACUUUUCGCCUGAAGGCCACCUGAAUGAAGGCUUAUGGGACGAAAAAAUCGAG